Messenger RNA from Ceratina calcarata, 1929 nucleotides. RefSeq lists its product as uncharacterized. NCBI's taxonomy places the organism in Eukaryota, Metazoa, Arthropoda, Insecta, Hymenoptera, Apidae. The coding region runs from base 1 to 1929 and encodes 642 amino acids. The transcript has 2 exons. Gene Ontology annotation, molecular function: nucleic acid binding; zinc ion binding. The record is from RefSeq and is a predicted model, not a curated record.
AUGUCUAAUUCACGAAAAACCCCCAAACAAGGCACGAUUACACAAAUUCUAAGUAAUAUAGGAAAAGACCUCACCGAGUACUCGGGAAGAGAGCUCAGUGAGUCCGACACAACAAAUAAUGAGAGGCUAAAACGUGGAGACUUGGACAGAGAAUCCUAUGAAAGCGUUCAUGCACCAAACUUCACACUAUCAAGGAGUCCCGUUAACUCUUCGAAUCCGCCGCCUACUCAAACUACCUCAACUGAGGAGAACAAUGUUUUCCGAACGCCGGUAGGCACGAUCACGCGAAGCACCCUGAAACAGGUCAAGCGGUCCUACUCCGAGGGUGACGAAAGUGAAUUUUCCGUUGAUGCCGCAAACCAGCCGGACACAGCUCUAAUUAGCUCGCUCCUAGACUGUGUCCAGGAUAUCCAGACUGUCAGGACCAAAUCAUCAAAUCUGCAGGGUGGGUACCAAAAGAAACUCAAGAUUGCGGAGGAAACGAUCAAGGAGAUUAGCUCAGAACUUGCUUGCAGAAAAAUUGGCAGAGACGACGGUAAAUUAAACCGAGCCCUAGUGGAAGAAAAUAGUAAACUUAAGAACCAUAUUAAACUAUUGGAAAAAAGAAUCUCCGCGCUAGAGGAUUCUUCAAGACCAAAAAAUAAAGACGAAGGGAGUGUCUCAAACUCACGCAGCCUCCCAAAUCAACUGGAGGAGAUAAAGACGAGCUUGGACAAGCAAAUGACGGAAUUCAAAAUAGAAAUUAAGGCGAUGCUGACUUCCUGCAUCACAAAUAAGACGCUUGCACCCGCAACAGAAAUUAAUAGCUCGAUCAGUAAUAACGCAGCUGAUAAGGGCAGAGACAAUGUAAAUAGACCAGCAGAGACCGUGCAAACGAAGUGGUCAGAAGUAGUUGGCAGGAAAAACAGAAAUAAAGCCAACGAUAAAAAGAGCCAACCCCCAGCUCAGCGAACGGAAGCACAGGUGACAGGCUCCAAUGUACAAAUAGCCAAGAAGAAGAAUUCUGUAAAAAUAACAAAAGACAAAGAAGUUAUCCAUAUUAUAAGGGAAGUGGGUUGUAAAAUUGAAUACGCUGAGAUUAUGAAAUUAGCGAGGGAGAAUAUCAACAUCACUGACCUUGGUAUCGAAGGUGUAAGGCCGAGAACUUCUCUUAACGGUGGCCUCAUACUUGAGAUACCGGGCAAAGACAUGGAAAAGAACGCUGAUGCACUUGCUGCAAAAAUUACGGAACUGGUGAAAGACAAAAGAAUUAAAGUAUCACGACCUCAAAAAUGGAAGGAAAUAAUAAUUCUGGGCAUGGAUCUAUCGAUAAAUGUCCACGAUGUGAUAGAUGCAAUAAAGAAACAAACAGGGAGCGACCAAGAGGUCAAAGUUGGCUCAAUAAGAAGAAACCUACGUGGCUCCAGCUCCGUAUCAGUAAAGUGCAAAAAGGAAACGGCUCUCAAACUCCUCGCUGCAGGGAGAAUGAGAAUGGGCUGGUCCGAUGUGAAGAUCAUCGAAGCCGAUGCACGUCCACUGCAGUGCUACAGGUGCUGGGAGUAUGGCCAUCUCAGCGGAGCCUGUAAAAGUCAAAUCGACAGAUCCACUUGGUGUUACAAGUGCGGAAACAAAGAACACAUAGCCAGUGAAUGUUUAGAAACUAAUAUGACGUGCAGGCUGUGUGAGGAGCGGAAACUAGCAGCUGACCACAGAAUGGGAAGCCACGCGUGCUCCACACUCCGUAAUUUUAAGGAAAUUGACGAUCUAAAGAGAAAAAACUUAUCAAAAAAUAAUCCCAAACCUGACGUGACAUCGAAAAAGGUUGCUCCACCGUUCUUGCUUGCAGCAACAACACAACCAAGAACCCAGCCGAAACCCGGCACAGCAACUUCUGACGCAUCUGUAAAAGAAAAGCACGAUAGAGAUAAAAGCCGAGCUAAUUCAACAUAA